Indicator indicator is the source of this 1758-nucleotide messenger RNA. It is a transcript of the gene LPCAT1, whose product is annotated as lysophosphatidylcholine acyltransferase 1. The transcript has 14 exons. The record is from RefSeq and is a predicted model, not a curated record. The coding region runs from base 175 to 1758 and encodes 527 amino acids. NCBI's taxonomy places the organism in Eukaryota, Metazoa, Chordata, Aves, Piciformes, Indicatoridae. Gene Ontology annotation, molecular function: calcium ion binding.
GCUGUAGCCGGCGCGCAGGGCGCAUGCGCAAGCCCCCGGGAGGGCGGGGGGCCGGCGUCUAGUGGCGAGGGAGCUGGCUGCCGGUGCUACCCACCGCUACUCAGGCACGAAGCCGCCGCUGCGCAGCGUCCGCGCCCUCUCCCGUGCUGGGCCGCGCUUAGUCUUGCUCUCGCCAUGAAGUUGAGCAGCCGCGGCCGGGGAUGCUGCGUGGCCGGCAGCCGGGAACGCGGGCCGCCGCCGCGGAGCCCCUUCGUGCACCAGCUGCGCUUUAGCCCCCUGGAGAAAGCCAAGAUUGCCUUCAUGACCUUGACUCUGUUUCCGAUCCGACUCUUUUUUGCUGCUUUUAUGAUGUUGCUGGCCUGGCCUUUUGCAUUCAUUGCUUCAAUGGGAACUGAUGAGCAAGAGCUUGAAAAGCCCCUUUCCUGGUGGCGAAAGAUAGUGGAUAUUUUACUGAAAGCAAUCAUGAGAAUGAUGUGGCUUGCUGGUGGAUUCCACUGGAUAAAUGUAAAAGGCAGACGGGCGUUGCCGGCGGAAGCAGCAAUAUUAACCGUGGCUCCCCAUUCUUCCUACUUUGAUGCCAUUCCAGUAACUAUGACCUUUGCCUCCAUUGUGAUGAAAGCUGAAAGCAAAGAUAUUCCUGUUUGGGGAACUUUAAUCAAAUACAUCCGACCUGUAUUUGUAUCUCGAUCAGACCAGGAUUCUCGCAGGAAAACUGUUGAAGAGAUAAAGAGGCGUGCUCAGUCUGAUGGUAAAUGGCCACAGAUAAUGAUAUUCCCAGAGGGCACUUGCACAAACCGAUCCUGUCUAAUUACAUUCAAGCCUGGAGCUUUUAUUCCUGGAGUUCCUGUACAGCCAGUGGUUUUACGUUAUCCAAACAAACUGGAUACAAUCACAUGGACAUGGCAAGGGCCAGGAGCGUUAGAAAUUCUGUGGCUCACUUUGUGUCAGUUGCACAAUUCUGUGGAAAUAGAGUUUCUACCUGUGUAUAUUCCUUCAGAAGAAGAAAGAAAAGACCCAGUGCUCUAUGCCAAUAACGUCAGGCAUAUAAUGGCAGAGGCAUUGGGAGUGUCAGUGACAGACUAUACAUUUGAAGAUUGUCAGCUAGCCUUGGCUGAAGGACAGCUUCGUCUGCCUGCAGACACAUGUCUUUUAGAAUUUGCAAAGCUUGUGAGAAGCCUUGGGCUGAAGCCAGAAACACUUGAAGAUGAUCUUGAUAAAUAUGCUACAAGUGCCAUGAAGAUGAAGAAAGAAAAGGUUGAUCUUAAAGAAUUUUCAGUAUACUUGGAAUUUCCAGAAUCUCACACGUUAGAAAGUAUGUUUGCGCUUUUUGAUGAGAAUGAAGAUGGCAUCAUUGACAUUCGGGAAUUUGUCAUUGCUCUGUCAGUUGUCUGUAAGCCAUCCAAAACGCUGGAAACAAUUCAGCUGGCAUUUGAGCUGUACCAAUCAGAAAAUGGAACUAUAACAGAAGAGGAUUUAGCUCAUAUUCUGAAGACUGCCAUGGGUGUGUCACAGAUUAAUGUUACACACCUUUUUAAAGCUGUAGAUGAAGAAGAAAAGGGAGAGAUUACAUAUGAUGAGUUCUACAGAUUUGCUGAAUUGUACCCACACUUUGCAGACGACUAUCUCUAUGCUGAUCAGAUGGGAGCUGAGAGUAGCUUGGAUACUUCAUCUCUUUCUGCUCCUAAUGGUAUCUGUACUGACUUCAGCCCUGAAAACGCUGAAGAUAAAAAGAAGCCUCUGCAGAAGAAACUGAAUUAA